Mesorhabditis spiculigera is the source of this 231-nucleotide messenger RNA. The record is from the annotation of a GenBank genome assembly. Lineage: Eukaryota; Metazoa; Nematoda; Chromadorea; Rhabditida; Rhabditidae.
AUGUCCGGAAUUAUCGACAAGACCAAGGAGGCCGUCUCCAACGCCGCUGAGGCCGUCAAGGACAAGUACCAUGACUUGACCGGCGAGAAGGAGUACCACAAGGAGGAGGCCAAGGAGAAGGCCCAGGACGCCUGGGACCAGACCAAGGCUCGCGCUUGUGAUAAGAAGGAGGAGGCCAAGGACUUUGCCGCCGAGAAGCUCCACCGGGGAGCCAGGAAGAUCGAUGAGCAC